Messenger RNA from Olea europaea var. sylvestris, 1423 nucleotides. RefSeq names its product probable sugar phosphate/phosphate translocator At3g14410. Lineage: Eukaryota; Viridiplantae; Streptophyta; Magnoliopsida; Lamiales; Oleaceae. Gene Ontology annotation, cellular component: Golgi apparatus; trans-Golgi network; endosome. Gene Ontology annotation, molecular function: antiporter activity. The record is from RefSeq and is a predicted model, not a curated record. The coding region runs from base 388 to 1110 and encodes 240 amino acids. The transcript has 4 exons.
UGGGCUGCGUCUCCUUGGUACAUUAAAAUGGCAACACAAAUUGCAUUAUGCAGCUCUCUUAAUCGCUUGUAUCUCCUUCAUCUAUUCAAAUGGCAUUUUGCAGUUUCCAUUAAUUUGUUGCAUCUCUUCAUUACUCUCAAAUGGCAUGAUAAAAAUAAUUUAAACAAUAAAGUGUUGUGCAGCAUGGAUAAGUCGAGGACUUGGCAUUUUGCUGUUUUCCUCUCACCCCAUUUAGCAUUUUUCCUUUGUUUGCUCCAUAUUAAGUUUUAGUUCCAUAUUUAUUUUCUUAAAAAAAACUUAGAAUUGCUAAAACUAUGUUACUAACUAGUUGAGCUUUGAAAAUACAGAUAUAUAUACUCAGUUAUCCCAAUUGGUGCAACGUUUGCAAUGACCCUUUGGCUUGGAAACACUGCUUACCUCUAUAUAUCUGUUGCAUUUGCUCAAAUGUUGAAAGCAAUCAUGCCAGUUGCUGUUUUCAUUCUAGGUGUGGCAGCCGGACUUGAAAUGAUGAGCUGCAGGAUGCUUCUUAUUAUGUCAGUGAUCAGUUUCGGUGUACUCAUAGCUUCUUACGGGGAAAUAAGUAUAAACUGGAUUGGUGUUGUUUACCAAAUGGGAGGUGUCGUUGGAGAAGCUUUGAGGCUUAUAUUUAUGGAGAUUCUAGUAAAACGGAAGGGUAUCAAAUUAAACCCCAUUUCGGUGAUGUACUAUGUUAGCCCCUGCAGUGCUCUCUGCCUCUUAAUUCCAUGGAUCUUUUUGGAGAAGCCAAAGAUGGAUGAACUGGGGACUUGGAGCUUCAAACCUCUUGUUCUGACACUUAAUUCUCUUUGUACCUUUGCCCUCAAUCUCUCGGUUUUCCUUGUGAUCUCACAUACAAGUGCUCUGACCAUUCGUGUGGCUGGGGUAGUCAAGGAUUGGGUGGUUGUCCUACUAUCAGCCCUUCUUUUCGCUGAUACAAAAUUGACACUUAUCAAUAUAUUUGGUUAUGCCAUUGCUAUUGCAGGAGUAGCAGCAUACAAUAACACUAAGCUGAAAAAGGAAACCUCACGAGCCAGCCCGAAUGAGGCUAUGCAAUCUGUGCCUUCAGUUUCAUCAUCAACGUCAAAUGAUUAAAUUUAUUUGAACUGCCCUUCUGACAAAUUAUUCUAAGGUCUACAGCAAAAAAAUUUUUUUGUUCAGGUUCUGUUUUUAGCCAGUUUUGGGGAUUUUUUGGCCUCCCGAAAGAUACCUUUCAUAAGAGAAUUGAGGUACUACAUUUUGCUAUUAGAGAAGCCACAGCAGCUGUAAGCAAUUACAGAAUUGAUUUUGGCUAAGAACCUUUUGAAAUUUACAGAGGAUAAUUUGAUUAAAGAAGAAAUGGUUAUUAAAGAAAAAGUGUAUUUUUUUAUUACAUGCAUUAAUAUUAUAAAUGACGUCUAUUAUUGAG